AUGUUUAGCUUCUCCGAGGUUUGGCCGCCCCCUGGGAGGAAGUGCUUUGGGAAGGAGGGGGAUGUGGGGUUCUCUGGGCUGCUUGUGCCCUUGAAACACAUUCUGGGGCGGACGAAUCCAAGUUGCAGACGCCAUUGCUCCGCUUCCUUCUCCCGCGUCAUUGCACUGAAGGGGGUCGGUCUAGAUGACCCUCGGGGACCCCUUCCAUCUCUUCAAAUCCCACGACUCCUCCCCUCGCGCCCAGAGCAGGCUUCCUUCCCUCCUUUCUAAAACCAGCUCGCGCCUGCUCCUUUACCUUCCCCGCGCGGCCCCGCUCCCUCCGGGGAAACCUCGACGCCGCCGCCGCCGCAGAGGCUGGAGCCCCGUCAGCGCCCUGCGUUGCCAUGGAGACCGACUCUCCUCUUCCAGCCCCGCCCUCCACGCUUCCUAUUGGGCAGCCGCGAGACUCCAUCCUGUCCUGAGGGAGGCAGGGAGACAUCCGCCUCCCCCCGCCGCUCAUGGGCCAAAGCUUCCCCGAGAGACGCUCAGCUUCCCGGGACUUGUAGUUCGGCCUUCAGGCUCCGUCAACGCUCCGACGUCAGCAGAGAACCACAAUUCCCAGCAGCCACCUCGGCGCCACUGGACUGGCCAAUCGCUGCUAGUACAGCUCACCGGUUCUGCGCUUGUUGUUUUGAAACUUCCAGGAUGGGUUUGUAAGUGGGCAGAGGGGGGGUCCCCGUAAUGCAGAUACCUCUGCCCUAAAGGGUCUUGGGGAGGGGGGGGGAAAGGGGGUGUCCCAUGCCCAGCCCAGAGCCUGGAGCGCAAGUUCUCCCUUUGCACUUUCAUUUUCUUCUUUGCAGGGCUGGGGUGUUGCGUGUCAGAAGGACCCCUUGAAGCAGCCUCAAGGCAGUGCAGGAUGCGGCCUCUGGCCCCAAGAGGCUGGUGCACGGCAGCGAGGACAGUGGCCGGGAGCUGGCAUCGGUUGCUGAAGGGCGAAGGCGUCACUGGGCGAAGGUCGUGGACUGGCAGCUGCCAGCAGCCUCGCUGGUUUGCUGCCAGUCCUUGUCGCUGCAGCAAGUCCGAAGCGAGCAAGCGGAAGGGCAGCAAGCCUCUCAAGGAGUGGACUCUGGUUGUCGGCCCCUAUGGCCUCCUGAAGGCACGGCUCCCUUGCCACGUCUCUGUGCACCCUCUGGACCCACACAAGUACCCCCAAGCGGACAGGGUGUUCGUGACGGUGCGUGGGGCAACCGCUGGCCCCGUGCAGGGUGCAGAUUUGGAUAGUUUGCAUGUGAAGUAUGAUGAGGUGCAAAAGGAGAUUACGAUCAUCUCGGAAGACAUGGACGGCGCAGCCUCUGUGGAUGUGAGGACCCCCGUAAAAUUUGGUAUGUGCAGCAACUGGUCAAAAAGAGGCACUGCUGUGACAUUUAAGAAGUGCCCCAUGCUCUGUGGUGAGCGGUUAGGAUGGCCGUUUCUUCAGCUGUGAAUUUCAGUUUGGCAUGCCAUAGUAGAUAAUGUGGCCCAUUCAAGUUGCUACUUCCCAGCUUUUGCAGAUACAGUGGUACCUCAGGUUAAGAACUUAAUUCGUUCUGGAGGUCUGUUCUUAACCUGUAACUGUUCUUAACGUGAGGCACCACUUUAGCUAAUGGGGCCUCCCGCUGCCAACCAUGCGAUUUCUGUUCUCAUCCUGAAGCAAAGUUCUUAACCCGAGGUACUAUUUCUGGAUUAGCGGAGUCUGUAACCUGAAGCGUAUGUAACCCGAGGUACCACUGUACACCGAUAAGAGACCCAGUGUUGCUAUUGACAGGAGUCAUAAUGUUUACUACUGCAGCUCAAAAGCUUCUGCUGCAAGGCCAGAGUUCAGGAAGAUGCCUUGGCAAAAUUAGGAGCACUGGCUAAAUCCCAGCUGUUUAGUCAGCUCAGCUUUUCUCUUUCCUGCUACUAUCACCAGGACAAACCCUGAAAGCAUCUUUCCUUUCUUUGACAGUUAUUAUGGUGAAGUCACUUGGUGGGUAGUCUGUUGGACUUGGAUUGGGGAAACUUGCAUUCCAAUCCUGCCAUUCGCAAAGCUCAACAUGUAACCUUAGGCCAGUCACAGUCUUUAUUAGUCUCACAGGGUUAUUGUCAAUAAAAUCAUUAGAUAAGCUCCAUAUAUGCUGUCCUUGGAGGAAGAGUAGCGUACACAUGUCAUAACAACAAUCAUAACUGCUAAUAAUUUGGCUCCGUAACCUGGGUAUAUUUUAAAUAUAUUCCUUGUCCUUCCUACACAUCACUGUAAUAUGUAUUUUUUCCUUAACACUUCAGAUGCUGACAUGUGACACUAAUUGUUUGUUUGGGGGACUCAGGACAUUCUUUGAAAGUGGGGUGCUUCUUUUUUCACUCUGUUACAUUGUUUUGCUAAAGGAAAUCAAAAUUUUAGAUUGCUUUGCAUUGAAUUUGUUUCUAUUUAUCUCCACUAUUUAAAAUUGAUUUUAGACUUGGAUAUCAAGACAACAGGGAAUGGCUGUGUGAAGACUGAGAAAAUUGAAUGUAACAGCUGCAGAAUAGAGACAGAAAAGGGAACGAGCAUCUUGCGGUCAAUAAAGGUACCAGUAUAGAUACAAGAGUACAAGAGUUGUGUUUUCUAUCCUCUGGUAUAUAUUUUUUGCAAGUCUUUUCUUGGGACCUCUCCUGCAACUGCAUAAUAAGUAGAAAUUCAGACCUGGAACUCUUUUAGCCAUGCAGAUAUAAUUGUGGGUCCUGCAAGAAUUAAUUGACGUAUCACUUUCCAUAAUAACAGCCAAGAGAUGCAGGUGAAAUCCUAGUUAGGGCCCAUCAUAACUGUCUUCAAAAAAAUAAGAACUGAACUCUUUUAACAUGUAUACAAUUCUGUUUCAGAGUCAGAAAAUUGACAUUCAAGCUAAAGGAGGGAAAGUUAUCUGCCUGGGAACUCUACAAGGAAAUGCUGAUAUUCAUGUGUCACAAGAAAGUGUAAGCAUUUUUAAAAUGUGUGGACUACAAUUAUUUGGGUCACCUAUAAAAUACAUUGAAGAAAUACAUUACAAAAAUAACAUUAUGGGCUUUUAAAAUCUUCGUGAGAAUAUGUGUCUUCACUUUUUCAAGUUCUGUGACUAUUGCAGGUUUUUUUUCAGACAGAGGCUUUGUGUCUUUGACAGCUGUGGGGCAGGAAAAAUUCAGCAAGUACCGUUCUCCUUUCAUUGCCUCUCUGGACUGGGAAAACUGCACCUGCUUGCGUUGAAGUUAAAGUUAUAGCGCCUACGUUGGAUAGACCAGGGUGUGGAGUGGAAAACCUAUUUGUAGAAACUAGCAAUGCCUAUUAUAAAGCAAAUAUUAUUACAUUUAGCAUCAAGGCCAGCCCUACUGUGAGACAGAGUGAGGCAGCUACCUCAGGUGGCAGAUGCUGAGGGGUGUGGAGUGGACAGAACUGUGUGUGCUCUUCAUGUCCUUCUCCACACCCCUUAAGAGACCCUGUUGUCUUCAGAUGCAACGGUGGAAUUCCGUCGCAUUGCCAAUCUUGAACUAAGGCCCCAUCUGUGCUAUACAUUUAAAGCAGUAUCAUACCGCUGUAAAUGGUAAUGGCUUUCCCUUCAAAAUCCUGGAAAUUUUAGUUUGAGAGUGUUGUGAGUUGUAAGGAGGCCUUUAUUCCCCUCACAGAACUGCUGUUCUCAGAGUCGUUUAACAAUCCCUCUUCCCAGGAAACUCCGGGAUCUGUAGUUCUGAGAGGGGAAUGGGGUCUCUUAACAACUCUCAGCACCCUUAAAAAAACUACAAUUUCCAAGGAUUAUUUGGGGGGAAAGCCAGGACUGAUUAAAUGCAUGGUGCAGAUGAGGCCAAAAAUUCAACGGCCAGUCUGGGCAGCUUUUCUAAAUGGAAUGGUGUGUGUUUGUGUGUGUUGAACACAAUCUUUCCCUUUGCCUCAGGCAGCAAAAUGUCUUGGGCAAGCCCCAUUUAGCAUAAUGCAACAACAAGUUGACUCUGUGAGAAGUGAUUGCGAUUCCAGCAACUGAAUUUGAGCUGAACGUGCUUCUAUUAUAGGUCUCUGAAAUUAGACACAUACAUUAUGCUGUUGCUUCCUUUUUCUCUACAAAUGUCAAAUUGCUUUCAGUAUAACUUCUUCGGCAAGUGGAAGUUAAACCCUGCAGAAUGAAUCCGCUUUUAGAUUUGGAUUUAAUAUCCCAGUCGUAGGCAAGCUAUUCUCAAAAUGUAGGGCCAUAAUUUUUAAAUGGGCACAUGGCUGAGAUGGCAUUCAAUGGAUGUUAAUGCCCCCUAAUUAUCCCAAGGCAACAGUAUUGUAAACACAACUGAAAUUCACGUCUUCUGUGGAAAUGCAGGUGAGGUGUUGAAACUUCAGUUAGUUCCAGGUAUUUUCCAGAAGAUGGCGCCUUUGGCUUGUUUGCUUUGUUAUUGGAAAGUGUUAUUGUUCCUUGAGAUGUGUAUAAUGUGACCCUGACUUGAGCAGCACCGAGGGGUAAAUAAAUAUCUCAUGGGUAGACAGCAGAGAAUUUUCCCAUCCAUUCAAGGCCUGCAAGAAAAGAGCGAUAUCUCAAGUGUGCUUAGUUUAUUGCUGGAAUUGCUUGCAGGAAUAAUAAUUCCAGCUAGUUCCUUGGAAAUAAUUUAAAGUGAAUUUGUAAGAGCAUAGAGAUUAUUUGCGACCUCCUUUGGCUUACCUCAGCCAAGAUGAAUUGAUCAGAGAGACUAAGGCUGCAAUCCUAACUGCAUUUACAAGGGAGUAAGCCCUGGCUAUAGGACUUUUGCUUCAUCUUACUUUGUUUAGAAUACAGUGGAACCUCUACUUACAACCAUAAUCUGUUCCAGAGGUCCGGCCAUAACUAGAAACAUACAUAAGUAGAGGCACGCUUUGCCAUAGAAAGUAAUGGAAAAGUGAAUUGAUCCGUUCAAUUUAACACAGAUUUUACUUUCUAACGAAACCAUAGAUCCAUAAAAUAAAGGCGAUAAUCAAUGUACUGUACUAUAAAAUAAAUAAGACAGUAUUGUAGAUGAAAAAAAUUAACAUUAAUUUUUUUUCUUACGUGCACUGAGGGUGGGUGGGCUUAUCUGGCUACAAGCUGGGGGUGGGGCAAGGGUCAGUAAGGACCUGAUUCACUUUGGCCAGAGUCAGUUUUUUUUCUUGCCAGGCCAGGUUCUUCUCCGGACUUUCACAGGUUGGUUCCUCGGCAGGGUUUGGGGCCUCAGUGUGCCCUGCUGUGCCUCUUGCAGGCGGCACCUCUUCCACAGCUUUGGGGGUGGGAUGGGGGCCCUCUCUCCAGCAACAGAGGCCUCAGCACUGCUCCACAGCUGGCGGGGUGAGCUCUGGGCUGCUAGCAAGGCCUCUGUUUGUAUCUAGAGGAAAGUUCAUAAGUCGAAGCACCUACUGAAGGUUGUAACUGGAAUUGUAUGUAAGUAGAGCCGUACAUAAGUCGAGGUUCCACUGUACACUGGGUGAAGAACUCACUGUUGUGUUAACAUACAGCUGUUUUAAAAGACAGCCGGGAGUUGUAUUUCAGCAUAUCUAAUAAUCUCUGAUAAAGCAUGAAAGUACAAUAAGUAGGGUUAUUGCGGUGGCCAUAAGAAUCUUAAUAGAUAGUAUAGGAAAAUACACACUUCCAGUUCUGGCUGGGAGAUACUAAAGUAGGGCUGCCAUAUUUCAGGAAGUGGAAAUCAGGAAACAAAAGUGAAUGGCGUGAAAAAUUUCACAUAUCAAACUGGAAAAGUCUAGAAAAUAAGAAUUGGACAUGAUCCGUAGAUAAUUGCAAGCUGAAACAUUGACCGUGCUAGGGAGUCAUAUUGAAAUGCUAUACAUUUAUGCUCAGAACGAAGCCCCAUUGACUUCCUUUACUCCCAGGUAACUGCCUACUGCAGAAGCCUUCCCCAACAUGGUGCUUCCCAGAUAUUUUGAAGUACAAUUCCCACCAACUUUUACUUUUGCUAAACUGGCUGGAGCUGGUGGAGUCAUGGUCCCAGGAUGGAGACGUCUGGUGUAUCAGAUUGCUGCGAAGUCCUUUUUGAACUCAGUGCGACUUAAUUUUAGUAAACUUGCUUAAGUUGUAUAAAUAUAUUUUAGUAUACAAAGCAGUUUUAGCAGUGUUUGUAAGGCAAUGUCAUAGAAGUGUUGAGUUGGAAGGGACCCCAAGGCUCAUCUAGUCCACCCCCUGCCCUGCAAUGCAGGAGGUUGGCUGCAUCAGGUCUUGGGUCCAAAGAGAUAUUCAGAGCUGAUUUGCCUGCCCCCACUAGUCACUUCUGCAGCUGCCAGCGACAUCAUGUCAGCACUUAGCAGUGAGUGGCGCUAGACCAACCGUCCUCAACCUCAAGACGCUUUGGACGCUUUGGGAUGCCCAUCAUCCCAAGUCAAGCAUGAGCAAUGGCUGGGGAUUAUGGGUGUUGUGGUAAAGAACAUCUGAAGGGAACUGGAUUGGGGAAGGCUCAGCUUGACUGGGGGACAUUGCCAAACAUUUGGCCCCAUAGCAUUUAGGCUCGUUUACCCUCCCGCACCAAGGACGCGGGCGGCGCUGUGGGUUAAACCACAGAGCCAGAAGGUCAGCGGUUCGAAUCCCCAUGGCGGGGUGAGCUCCCGUUGCUCGGUCCCUGCUCCUGCCAACCUAGCAGUUUGAAAGCACAUCAAAGUGCAAGUAGAUAAAUAGGUACCACUCCGGCGGAAAGGUAAACGGUGCUUCCGUGUGCUGCUCUGAUUCGCCAGAAGUGGCUUAGUCAUGCUGGCCACAUGAUCCGGAAAGCUGUACACUGGCUCCCUUGGCCCAUAAAGCGAGAUGAGCGCCGCAACCCCAGAGUCUGCGACUGGACCUAAUGGUUAGGGGUCCCUUUACCUUUACCUUUACCCUUCCUCACCAGUGAUAUGUUCAUACAUGAGGAAAUGUACAAUACAAUGACAAUGUAGCUAACAGUGCCUCAAUAUUGUAGGAGGAAAGAGGAAGAAAUUGACAAAGGAUUGCAUUUUGCGCAGUAACCCUUCAUUGAGUGUAUUCUCACCCUUUGUUUACAGACCUGAUUUGUAUGCUAGUGAUUAACUUCACAUGUUCUUUUGAAGAUUUUUUUUAUCCAGAUGAGAAACAGAGAAUUUAUAAUAUACUAAUUUAUCUUGCAUGACAUAUAAUGUUCUGUGGUGUGUGUCUCGGUGUGUAAACGCUACAUAUAAACCAGCAAAAUCACAGCUGUAGAAUUAAGCGUCAAAACUGACAUGUAUAACACUUAUCUUCCAAGCACAAUAGCAGAGCAGCCAACUUUUUGGAGGAAGAAGUUUGGCUUGCUUUCUCGAAGAGCCAUUUCUGUUAGCAAUCAGCCUGUAUUUUAUCUGCCGUGUGGGCUUUUAUGACAAUUUUGUUCCAUCGACUACAGUCAUCAUUAUGUAGCUAGGGCUCUGUCAGCGUUUCCAGUGUAAACCAAGACUGUCAGAGGUUUGUAGCUGUGCAUUAUAAUUCCCCUGGCAAUGAAACUGGACACUUUCUACUUCAGUCACUGGGGCAAAUGCUUAAAACAUUGAGACAGAGAGAGAGAGAGAUUGGGAUGAACAUUUAAAAACCUGCAGAAUAAUUCAAAUGGUUUGUUUUUAAUUUUAAGAAAUAAAAUGGGGUUAACCCAACUAGCAGCUAAAAACAAGCAGCAACUGUUUCCUGGGGCUGCCUCUCUCCACAGAGAGGCUAGCCCAGGCUUCCUCAACCUCGGCCCUCCAGAUGUUUUGGGACUACAACUCCCAUGAUCCCUAGCUAGCAGGACCAGUGGUCAGGGAUGAUGGGAAUUGUAGUCUCAAAACAUCUGGAGGGCCAAGGUUGAGGAAGCCUGGGCUAGACUAAAAUCCCACUGGCAUUUCAGAUGUGGUUCCCCACCCAAUUCUCCUUAUCACAUCGUACCUACUGGUGUGUGUACCCAACUGACCAAGUGAUGGAAGCGCUAAACUGCCUUGUAGACAGUAAUUGCAUGAUUUUUCAGUGCUGAUGUCUGACCCCAGUUAUCUGGCGUACGUACACAUAAGCAGGCUGACAUGGGGUCAAAUUGAUACCCGAGUCUUGCUUAACAGUGGUUGAAAGUAAGAGAUACUGUGUUCCGUAGAGAGGUGUGAUGCGUUGCUGAGCAUCUGGUCGAGAGUCGUCUUUGUUUCGGAGGAAUUGUCAGCAGCUUGACUACAUCAUACAGUUCUUCAUUUUAUAAGGCUGUGAUAGAUCGUGCUGAAAUGCUAGAGCAGAUUUUAAGCCAAAUUAAUACACAGCUUUAAAUCAGAUAGUAUGCUGGGUCACAAAAUUGCAUAUGAGACAGGACUGAACCGGAAAAUUAAAAGCAUCUGAAUGUUUUACUGCAGCAUAAGUCAAACCGAGCUUAGUAGAACACAAUUAAAUUUGAUAAGGUAUUAGUAUCUAUUAUAGUCUUCGUGUUUACAAUAGUUCCAGUGUGACUGUAGAAACUGUUCGUUUGGUAAAACAUCUUUAGACUUUUAUUAUCCUGGCUCUUGCUCUGGCUGCCUGCUGUAUCCUUCUUCGUCUCUUAAAAAAUGGAGAAUUUAUCAGCUGAUUCCAUCCACAUCUGCCUUGAGCCACCAUUUGAUCCUGCUGUGAGACUGGUGUUAAUCUACUGACCCUCUUCUCCACUAUUGGCAGCCUUCUACAGAGCAUCAGUUUUAGGGAAACCCUAACAUCAUGAAUGAGUGGGAGGGCUGAAAUCAUAUGGUCAUGAUUUCAGAUAUUCUGUAGAUGUUAUUGUUCCUUUGCUUUUCCAGCCUUAUUACACUUUUGCAACAAUCAGGCAUAAUAUAUGUCUUCUUGUCAGGCACACUGACAAAACUCUGCUGUGGCCAGAGCCAAAUCAAAACCAGAUGGUGUGCCCAAGCACAUCCAACAGCCUUGCAGAGUGAUACUUUUGCCAGGGAUUCCUGGGAUAAGCCAAUGCCAGACCAUUUCUUGAAUAUAGCCCUUGUUCUCCAGAACAAGCAAACAAGCUAGGCAGAAUACCAACCAGGUUAGGAAGGCAGUCCAGGGUACAACCAUGGACUGCCAAGCUGGAAGACCAAAGACCUAAGCUAACAGCUCCAGUGUUGAGGCUCUUGAAUUUUUGAUGUAAAUUGUGCUGAUUUCCCAAGAGCUUGUUAAUUUAUUCCAGCUGCAGCCAAUGAGGCAACUGGGGCUGAGCCAUUAGUUUGGGUUUCCUCAACCUCGGCCCUCCAGAUGUUUUUGAGACUACAAUUCCCAUCAUCCCUGACCACUGGUCCUGCUAGCUAGGGAUCAUGGGAGUUGUAGGCCACAAACAUCUGGAGGGCCGAGGUUGAGGAAGCCUGCAUUAGUUUCUUUCCUCCAUUUUAGCAGCAGUUUCAAUGCAAACCGCUUGUUGCUUCAGGAGCAGCAAAGCCCCUUUCUCUGCAGUUCGCAAGCACCCAACAACCAGGUGGCUGUUGGACUCUUGGGAAGCGCUGCACCAUGGACUGACAAGUAAGUGAGGCAACUCACCUGUCAGUCAUAUGAUACCAUAGUGAUGCUAGGUGGUUGGCAGGUGGGUUAUCCCACCCACCUGUUGAAAUUGGGCCACAGGAGAAUCUGGCCUACUGGGCCAAAAAUACUCCCACCACUGCACUAGAGACAGAAAUCCACACACCUGGGCCUUGAUGGCGACACUGGGCUUUAGCAAUCUUUAAAGCUGUACAGUGGUACCUCUGGUUACAUAUGCUUCAGGUUACAGACGCUUCAGGUUACAGACUCCGCUAACCCAGAAAUAGUACCUCGGGUUAAGAACUUUGCUUCAGGAUGAGAACAGAAAUCGUCCUCUGGCAGCAUGGCGGCAGCAGGAGGCCCCAUUAGUUAAAGUGGUGCUUCAGGUUAAGAACAGUUUCAGGUUAAGUACUGACCUCCAGAAUGAAUUAAGUACUUAACCCGAGGUACCACUGUAGUUCCAGUCAAAUGCUCUGCUGCAGGCAAUGAGUUUUUCACUUUUUGCGACCAGCUGUUACAUGAACGUGGCAGACUCUUCAAAAAAGUAGAUGUUGCUUUACCUGUUUACUUGCAGUGCCAUAUAUCUUCUAGCUUCUUACUCUCCUUUGUAUACGUUAUCCAUGCCCACAACCACAGUUCUGGCCAUUUGUCCCACCAUCAAGGGAGUACUUCAACCUCUAAUGCUAAUUCAGUGUUAUGAAAUUUCACAGAUUGUAAUUUUGCAAAUCAAUGCACCUGUUUUCUGGUGCAUAACUUCUAGCUGCAAGCUUUGUCUGUCUUUGUUGACAACGUGAAGAGCACCAUAGGUAUCAACUGCGGUAGCCAAUUAAGUUUUACACAGAGUAGACCCAUUGAAAUUAGUGAACAUGAUGACGUUAGAGCCAUUAAUUUUACUUAAUCUACUGAGUAAAAUUUAGUUGACUAGCAUCCCAGGUUUCCACAUGGACAAGCCACAUGGGACUGGUGCAGAGAGGAGCCAGACACAGAAUCUCAUGCUGUCUUCACCCUUCCCCUCAGCUUAGGUACAGCUUCACUUCUCCUCAGUCAUUGGCACUGACAUUAUCAGGCAUUUGCUUGUAUAUUGUGUAUUUGAUGUUCCUUUGUCACCGCUUUCUGAACUUCUGUGGUGGAAAAGUGACUGGAUAACCUUCUUUCCUCCCUCUGCUUCAGUUUUCUGCUUGAACAGUAAUUUCAACCUUUUAUAGUUAAUAUCUUCUAUGGGCUUCUCCAGACAAUCUAGUUAUUGAGCAUUCAUCCUGAUUUGCUUGCACAAGACUUACAUGGUUAGAUAAUACGCCAUCUUUAUUGAACAGUUAUUCUGAUUUGUUUGUGGGGCAGUUAUAUGACAAUGAACGUUCACUCUGCAUUUCCUGAUUUGCUUGUGGGGUGUUUUUACGUCCUCUGGUUAGUCAUUUGUUCAUUCUAAACUUUUCAAUGCAUUUCCCCUUCACAUGUCUAUGUGAAAGAUGUAGCUUAAUAUAUCAUUAAGAUGAACUGAUGUUUGUCUGUUUCUUGGCUGUAAUGCUGUUAUAUUAAUUUAUUCAUUUCCCCCCUUUUACAGAGUGUGAAUAUAGAAAAGCUACAAGGGUCAUCUAUUCACAUUUCUACCAAAAAUGGCUUAUUAAAAGCCAAAUAUCUUUAUGCAGAAUCUUCAUUGCUCUCUUCAACAGCUGGUGACAUUCUGCUGGGGAAUGUUCAUGGUAAGAUAGCAAAUUGGUCUGCAAUUAGAGCUACAUUUUGUUUAGCAAAUGCCUUUUUAAAUAUUUGUGAUAGAAGGUCAUCAAUUUCACAUUUGAGUUGUUUGAGAACUGUUGGGUGGAUGCCAGCUAAAUGCCACGAUAUGUCAGUUUUUAUUUUUUCAAUAAGGCCUGGAACUUUGUGUCUUGCCACCACUAUCUGCCUCAGUUCCUCAGACUCCCUUUCUGCAAAAGUUACCGUAUUUUUCGCACCAUAGGACGCACCGGACAAUAGGACGCACUUUGUUUUAGAGGGGGGAGAACAAGAAAAAAAAUUCUCCCCCUCUCUGCCCAGCGCCCCUUCGGCGAAGUGGCAGGAGGCGCUGCGCAGAGAGGGGGAGAACUUUCCCCCUCUUGUUUUCCCGCUCUAAAACAAGGUGCCGUUUAAGGUGCGUUCAGGCGGCUACCUUGGAAGUCUGGAGAGCGAGAGGGGUCGGUGUGCACUGACCCCUCUCGCUCUCCAGGCUUCAGGUUCCUUUCGACCAGCUCUUUGGGGCUGGCGGGGGGAAGCCCACCACCAGCCCCAAAGAGCAGGUCAGGGAGCAGCGGAAAGGCGCAGCGGAGAGACUCCUGGCAUAGCCGCCCGUCACCUCUCCAGCCGGGAGAGCGCGCACGGGGCUAAAGCAGCCCCCCGCACCCCUCUCCCGGCUGGAGAGGUGACGCGCGGCUAUGGCAGGAGCCUCUAUAGCCGCAUGUCACCUCUCCAGCAGCCCCGCGCGCGCUCUCCCGGCUGGAGAGGUGACGCGCGGCUAUUGAGGCUCUUGCCAUAGCCGCCCGUCACCUCUCCAGCCGGGAGAGCGCGCGCGGGGCUAUGGCGUCUUCGCUCCAUAGGACGCACACACAUUUUCCCUUCAUUUUUGAAGGGAAAAAAGUGCGUCCUAUAGAGCGAAAAAUACGGUAGUUCAGGCACCAGGAUCUGCCCUUUAUCUUCCACUAUGAAGACAAACACACACAAAAAUUCACUUUCUGUGCAAUCGCUUUAUCCUCCUUUUCCACACCUCAGAUUCCCUUAUCAUCCAAGGGCCCAACUGCUUCCCUAGCAGAUGUCCUGCUACAACUGUAGUUGAAGAAAUUCUUGUUGUUGGUUUUAGUAUUUUUAGCAAUGUGCUUCUCAAAUUAUUUUUAGCAAUCUUUAUUGUCUGCUUGCAUUUUUUUGGCCAAAGUUUGUGUUCCUUUUGUUCUCUUUGUUUGGACAAGACUUCUGUUUUUUUAAAGGAGGCCUUCUUGCCUGUAAUAGCUUCUUUGGCUCUGCUUGUUAAGCGUGCUGGCAUCUUCUUGGCCAGGGUGAUACCAUUUCUGAUCUGUGGUAAACAGCCAGUGGAACUCCCAGCUAAGUGUAUAUAGGAUUGCAGCCAUACCUAAUUCCAGGCAUGGCAGAUUAAUAAACCAUACUCAAAACUAUAAACUAUUACACUGACAGCCACUAUUAGCAAGCUAUAGCUUUUUGGCUAAAUGAUUGCAUUAAAAUAUUAUAUAGAUAAAGUGGUAUCUUAAGGGAAGUACCCUAUAACUACACCAACAAUAGGUGGAAAACGCAAUACUCUUAGCUAGAGGAAUUCCACUGGCAUAACAAUAUUUUCUUCAUAAACAGGAUCUGUUCCUUCAUUACUGUAAUUAUAUGUGAAUGCUGCUUCAGUAUGGCCAUUCUAGCAACGACAGGCAGUGGAAAUAUUUGGGCUAGGAAAAUGUCAUGCUUCUUUCUUGUGCCAGUGUUGCCCUUCCUGGGGCCAUGUAUAUUCCCAGUUUGGGAAGGAACUUGGAGCUCUCCCUUAUGAACUGGAUCUAAAUCUUUGCAGAAAUCAGCGGGGUUAGUGUCUCUUGAUACAAAUUAGUGUCACGAUGACUUGUGUUUGUGCUGAUUUGUUGGAAACAUUUCUCUGGGUCUUUGGGCUGGCAUGGUGCACUCCAACCAAAGCACUGCCAAUUCCAUUCUUGGUCAAGAGCAUCCUAUGUGUUGGUCCAGUGGUUCUCAUCUGUUCUUGGGCAGAUGACUAAUCCUUCAUGUUGCUUAGGUUGGUGGUCAGAGUGUGGGUGUGCAGUUCCUCUAGUCAUAAUUUACCACUCCUGGUGUGCAGACUUUCCAUGGGCUUGAGGUAUUCAGCCUUGGUGAUUCAGAAGCUUAUACUGAAUCUGAAAACUACCCAUCUUUAUAAGGCCACAGAAGUUCAACACUAUGGCACCAAGCUGUCAGCUCCCAACAAGUGUCCAUCUUGCUUCAAAUGCCAUUAGUCCUUUCUGCCCCACCCACCCCAGUCCCUAGAUGUAUGCCUCUCUUUAUUUUUUCAUAGUGAACUGGCUGCUAACUUAAACUCCUGGCUGUCAUCCCAGCCUUCAGAAUAGAGCCAGGCUGACUGGGCACACACAGUCUUGAAUAAAUAAAUACAACUUGAUUUUAAAAAUUGUGGAAGUAUGAACUAUAUUUAGCUGCCAUGUAGUACACUGAUGUAAAUUUGCCAGUGUCCAAUUCAAAGCUCCUAACUAAUAGGUUCUUAAUUUGUUCACAAAGGCCUAUUAUGGAUGUUUUAAACUUGUUUUCGUACUUGUGUUGUGUGUGUUUUAGGUUACUUUUACAACACUUCCUAUAAAAAUAUGUUGUAUUUUUCUUCCAGGGUGCAGUAAAAAGGCAAAUAGAGUUGUAUCCAGUUUAAACAAGAUAACCUUAACAUUGCUCCAUGCUUAUUUUCAGAAUGCUGUUAAUGAAAUGUUAUUGGGACGUUCUGUUAUUUUAAACAAGUGUUCUUUCUAUAAAAAGUUUUAGAGUCAUCCGAAAUGAAACAUACUUCUGACAGUACAAUCCUAUACAUGCCUACUCAGAAGUAAGUCAUAUUGAAGUUGCAGUCAUAUACACCUCACUGAGAAUAUACUCCACUAAAUGGAGUAGGACUUACUUCAGAGUUAAUGUGUCAAGGAAUGCACUGUGAAUGUGUUUAUUUUACUGUAUUCAUAUUUUAUGGGAAAUUAAAACGCUGUAGAAAAAGCAAAUAGAAAAUGAAUGAGUUUUGCAAUGAGUGGUGAUUCCUUCCAGAUGGUGUCAUGGGGCCUCUAAUGGGCCACCCUAAAUCUUUCUGGAAGUAUCAACCAGUUUAGGCAUAUAUUUUGGGGGUGGAGUAGGACAGGUAUCUGGUAGCCACAGACCCAUCUACAUAGAACUGGGGGUGGGGAGGAACAACAACAACAAGCUCAGAGUCAUCUCUCUGUGCUGUGCUUGCAACAUAAAUGGAAGGAAACCUAAGUAUUUUCAGAUGUCUCUGUUUUUGCUCAUUAGUAGAUAUCUGUGGCUUCCCACAUCAUGGCUAAAAGCAAUAUGGAUUAUUGAGCUUGUAUCUUGGAGCCUUCCUCUGUAUUUAAUCUUGCAUCUGAUGAUGAUCCUAAGUCAGAAACUCAAAGAAUACAGUCGUACCUUGGAAGUCGAACGGAAUCCGUUUGACUUCCAAAAUGUUCGGAAACCAAUGUGUGGCUUCUAAUUGGCUGCAGGAAGCUCCUGCAGCCAAUCAGAAGCCAUGGAAUCCACAUCAGACAUUCGGGUUCCAAAGAAUGUUUGCAAACCAGAACACUCACUUCCGAGUUUGUGGCGUUUGGGAGCCAAAACGUUUGACUUGCAAGGUGUUUGGGAUCCAAGGUACGACUGUAUAGCACAGCGGAGACAUAGUCAUCAGGUUCUGGAACCAAUAUUGUCCCAGCCUGAUCCUGAAACUUAGACUUGUAGCUUACUAUGUACAGAUAAACAAAAUGUGGGCUUUAUAAAAAUGCUUCCAGUUUUCAUAAAGAGCAAAAAUGAAGAAAGCUUGAAUUGCUUUUAUCAAUGAUACAUUGCCCAACCUCUGUAAUUCGUGGAUGUCAGCACUAGUUCAGAAUAAACAAUUUGGCUAGAAUUUGACUUUUCCUUCUCCCCAGAAUAUCUCGAUUUGAGGGUUGGUUAGCAUAAAAAUUAUAGGCUUCAUUAAGCACUGGUAUUGGUUGCACUAUUAUAUGACCACACAAUUCUUCUAAAGCAGCAUAUUGAACUUGCUUCAGAUAAUGUGAUUUGCGAGACCUUUGUUGAUCUUAAAAUGUUUCUCAUUCUUUAUGGGUAUCUUUAGAAAGUCCAUAAACCAAAUGAGGGGGUAAAUCUUAUUUGAGAAGAUCUGAAUAUUUUUACAAAACAAUGUGGUUUUUGAAAGUGGAGAACAGAAUACAUGCCAUUCUAAAAGACUGUCAGCAAAUGGUCUGGCUUUGGGAAUGAGCUGUAGGCAUCAGCCUGAGAUGAGCUGGGAGAUGUGCUGGGGAAUUGGAGCUGAAGAGCAAGGCAGGAAUCAGAGAAGAGCAAUUAUCAGAAACCAAAAUCAAGGAGUAGCCAGGAGUCAGAGCUGUAGGGUGAAGCCAGAAGUCAGGCCCAAAGAGGAAAGAGGGACAAAUGAGUAGGCAGGCCCAAGGAGUAAGAAUCAAGAGUCCGAAUCGAAAGGUCACACAGUAAUGCUUCGCUGCCCUGGAGGCUAGGACCCAAAUCAGUGGAUUCAAGUCAAGAAAGGAGAUCCCAACUGAACAUCAGGAAGAACUUUUCUGACAGUAAGAGCUGUUUGACAGUGGAACAGACUCCCACAGGAGUUGGGUGGACUCUCCUUCCUCAGAGGUUCUUAAGCAGAAGUUGAAUGGCCAUCUGUCAUGUAUGAUCUGGUUUAGAUUCCUGCAAUCCAAGGGUUGGACUAGAUCAGCAUUUCCCAACCUUGGGCCUCCAGCUGUUUUGGACUACAACUCCCAUAAUCCUCAGCUAGCAAGACAAGUGGUCAGGGAUGAUGGGAAUUGUAGUUCGAAAACAGCUAGAGGCCCAAGGUUGGGAAACACUGGACUAGAUGACCCCCUGAGGUCCCUUCCAACUCUACUAUUCUGUGAUUCUAUGAAACAGGAAGUCCUUCCUGUCUGGGAGAGUCCAUUGGCCAGCCAGGAUGGGCAGGGCCAGACUUGAGGAUACUUGCUUCCUAGGCAGAUACUGUAACUUGUAGUUCUGUGGCAGCUUAAAUGAAUCUGAAGGUCCUCUUAUUUGAGCUCCUGACAGGGGCACAGUCUGCUUUUGGAUCGCAGUCUGAAUCUGAGACCUACAUACAGGAUGGGAUCAGAAACUGAACUAAUGUUCAGAAGAAACUGAAAUGUUACAUCCUACUCAAAACACUUCUGUGAAAUAACUGUCCCUGAAGAGAUUGUCAGGUCUUCUUAGUAGAUGAAAGGCCCUGAAUACAGAUCAUCUCCAUACAAGUGUCAAUAUAUGCAUUUGUGUGUAGACCCUCCAUGUGAUCAGGAACAUACGUGUCAUGACCCUAGCAUCAAGUAGUGACUAGAGCAUGGACUGGGAUGGAGGUUUCUAAAAGUCCCAGGGAGUGGACCUUGUGGCAAGGACUUCAGAGCUGUUGGGUAAAUGCCUUGACACCUGUACACGAUCUAAUCACCUGACUUCCUGAGAUAGUCCCCACCCUGCAAGAUAUAAUUCCCUCUCCCCAAAGAGUGACUGUCGUUAUCCCCAAGGACCUCAUAAACUGUGCUCCAGUCUGGCCACAACUUGAAUGCAGAUGGUUAGACUUACCAGAGGAGUGAAGGAGUAUGAAUAUCUAGGCCUCUAAAGCUUUCCACAUGGCAUAGAUAGCCAGGCAUAGUCGAUGGGAUAUCUUCCAUAUGUUGCCAUACUACACCUCCCAUCAUCCGUUAUCAUUGGCCAUGCUGGUUGAGGCUGAUGGGAGUUGGAGUCCAAUAACAUUUGGAAGGCACCAAGUUUGCUACUCCGGAGGAGUUAGUUGGGCACCAGACCUUAUUGGAGGAGGUUGCAAACUUAGGGGUGGUUAGUAUCCUGGCACUCCAAUCCCACCAGCUACUCUGCCUGGCUGAUUCAGGAUUCUCAUUCUUUUCCAUACCUAAGGUUGUUUGCACCUCCCUGGGCAGGGCACCACGCAUGGGAGGCACAUUUGAAUGCUUGUGACCCCAAGGUUGCACAAUGUCACACAAAAACAUCCCUCCCCCCCCCAGCAGCUUCCAAGUGGGGAGUGUUAAGCCGUAGAACGGAGUAAGAAACACAUGGCAAGACCUUUUAAAAUACUUUAAAGGUAAAAGCACUCCUGACAGUUAGGUCCAGUCGUGACCGACUCUGGGGUUGCGGUGCUCAUCUCACUCUAUGGGCCGAGGGAGCCGGCGUUUGUCCGCAGACAGCUUCCAGGUCAUGUGGCCAGCAUGACUAAGCCGCUUCUGGCGAACCAGAGCAGUGCACGGAAACGCCGUUUACCUUCCCGCCGGAGCGGUACCUAUUUAUCUACUUGCACUUUGACAUGCUUUUGAACUGCUAGGUUGGCAGGAGCUGGGACCUAGCAACAGGAGCUCACCCCGUCGUGGGGAUUCGAACCGCCGACCUUCUGAUCAGCAAGUCUUAGGCUCUGUGGUUUAACCCACAGCGCCACCCACGUCCCCUUAAAAUACUUUAGGAGGGCUCAAAACCACUGCUAGACCCUCAAAGUACAGGGCUACAAGAAGCCUUGAAAUAUUAAAUGCAUCACAUCUUGGAAGUCUCUGGAAGGGGGGCGAGUUGUGCUUAAAUUAUAAAACCUAGUUGGAGGCUGGGAUAGAUCACAGUGUAAUAACAUAGCGAGAAAGUUUCGCAAUAAGGAAGAACACAGGUGGGAUCAUAAAUCAAGGAAGUAGAAGUAGAAUUGGAAGGCAGAUCAACGUAGUAGGGUCAUUGGUGCAAUCAGGAAUCCUGCAAGAGUACAGCACUUCAUUUUCUGCCUAUAAUAGGUAGAUUUCUGGUAAGAGCUUUUCCAAGCUCCCUCCCUUUUAUUUACAAGAAAUCUCUGCAAACCAGAAGACAGGAGGAGAUGGACUCUCUACUGAACGUACAUAACCCUAUCUCCUGUUUCCCAGAAUCCCUUUAUGUCCCAGAGCAGCUGUCAGACACCACUUUGUACCAUGAAAGCAGAAUACAGAUUUGGCCAGCUCAGUGAUACAAAUCCAUUAGCUCUGCUCCUGGUAAGACAAGAUUCUGGACAGAAUUGCAGAUGAGCUAGUUACAUGCCAAGCAAAGGCAGCUUUCAGUUCCGCUGGUUUUAAUUGCUUGCUAUUUUGAAGCAUGAAAUCUUGCCAGGAUGAUUAAAACUGACGAUUUAUAGCCAUCUCACCAGAUAUCUGACACUGGUAACAUCCAGCAUUUACUUGGCACACAUAAGCAUUGCACUGAAUUAAUAGGAGUCGUGUGGGCAAGGCUCAGGGGCACAGCUGUGACUUAUUUGGUUGAUUCUAGAGACAUCACCUUGCCAACAAAGGUCCGUAUAGUUAAAGCUAUGGUUUUCCCAGUAGUGAUGUAUGGAAGUGAGAGCUGGACCAUCAAGAAGGCUGAUCACCGAAGAAUUGAUGCUUUUGAAUUAUGGUGCUGGAGGAGACUCUUGAGAGUCCCAUGGACUGCAAGAAGAUCAAACCUCUCCAUUCUGAAGGAAAUCAGCCCUGAGUGCUCACUGGAAGGACAGAUCCUGGAGCCGAGGCUCCAAUACUUUGGCCACCUCAUGAGAAGAGAAGACUCCCUGGAAAAGACCCUGAUGUUGGGAAAGAUGGAGGGCACAAGGAGAAGGGGACGACAGAGGACGAGAUGGUGGGACAGUGUUCUCGAAGCUACCAGCAUGGUUUGACCAAACUGUGGGAGGCAGUGGCAGACAGGAGUGCCUGGCAUGCUCUGGUCCAUGGGGUCACAAAGAGUCGGACACGACUAAACGACUAAACAACAACAACAAAGGCUGCAGAUCUGGGCCUGCUCUCCCAUUGCUUCAUUCUAGGUGUCAUAGUUUCAUUUUAGGCUAUUUGACUUGGUCGCAGUCGAGUUUUCUGUACCAUGCAGAGCUCUAUACUACAGUGGCACCUUGGAGAUAUUGUGGGCAAGGAUGACCAGACUCCAUUUCUCUCUAUCACUAGCCAAGAGUAUCAGAACAAUUUCUACCCAGGAUCUGCCAGGCAAAUUGCAGAACUGCGAUUCAUCUUCAGAUGGAAAGUUAACAAAAUGCAGUUCUGCAGAAUAACAUGAAGGGACACAGAUUGAGGUGGGGGAGUGGGAAAAUGUCACCAACUCUGCAUGUUCACAAUCUAGAAAAUAUUUUCCAUUAUUUGCUGAGAGAUGUAUUUCUUGUAACUUGCUAGUAAUCUGUUAUGUACACUGUUUGGGACUAUCCAUAAAAAGGGUGGUAUUGAAGUCAUUCCAGUCACUAUUCCCCCUCCAUGUAAAACAAUUGGGCAGGGGUGAGUGGGUUGGUCCAAAAUGAAAUAGUUACCAGCUCUGGAUAUUUUGGGGAACAGUAUUCUUUGCUUUUUUUUUCAUAUAAGCCACCUCUGUAAAAUGUUUAAAAAGACAGACUAUAGAUGGCAUUAAUUUCUGCUUUGGGUGUGUCAGCACAUUGCAAAUAAGAGGCGAUUUAUAGUUAGCAGGGCCGGCCCAAGACAUUUUAGCACCUGAGGGAAAAUGGUGCCUCCUUCCCUGCCAGGGAAGAAGGAGUGAGCGAAGAUUUGCAACAGCAACAAGGGGGCAAUAAAGAUCUGCUUCAGGAUCUGCUGCCUCUGUGGAUCCUGUCACCUGAGGCAGUCGCCUCACCUUGCCUCAUGGAUGGGCUGGGCCUGAUAAUUGGCCUCAGGACCACUCAACAUCUUGCUCAUUCACUGUGUGAAUUAAAACCGUCAUACACCAAGCUUCAAACUACUGUUUUAAUUUUUUUGCAGGAGACACAACCGUUAAAACAAAAACAGGAAACAUCACAGUAGGUAAGUUGAAGGGUGUUUGUUUUUACCUGUGCAGAUGUCACGUGUGGGCAGCUUUUCGGCCCCUGGGCAACUUUUAAUUGUGUAGCUGCUGAACGAUUAUUAUUAUUAUUAUUAUUAUUAUUUCAUAAACGACAUCAGGUAUGGAGCAGGUAAAAACCCAGCUCAGCCAAAAGUGUGUUUGCAGACAUUGUUGAUCAGGGGAGCCUGAAAAGCUCCUUCAAAACUCUUCUUCUGAAGCUUUCCUCCGCUCACCUUAGACGUUCCCGAGCUCCACUGAAAUCAGUGGUGCGAAAGAGAGUUAGAUAUUUAAGUUCCUUAGAUUUCAGCAUGACUGACUCCUGCUGUCUUGUGUCUGUUAACUCUUUAACACUGUGGUCUGGAACUCUUUUGGAACAGCCGUGAACUUAUAUAUAUUGUCUUAGCGGGGGAAUAAGAUACAGCAUAAAUUAAAAGUUUAAGAACAUCUCAUAAAAGGAGAUGUUCUUAAAUGAAUACAUUUUUGUCUUGGGAUGUAGCGACCAUAUAGGCAUCUAAAGAGUGUAAUCAAUAGGGAAGACAAAGCAUUGCGACUCAAAAAAUGAAAGACGAUCCUUGUGUAAUAUACAUUCCAGGCAUCUGGUGUGUAACAAGACACUCAACCAUAAUUCUAUCCAGAUUGUUCAACCUCAUGCAGGCAAUAAUUUCCAUUCAGCUGGGCUAUCAAAAUGAAUUUGUAAUACUUUUUCCAGCCUUGAUGGCAUGUAUUUCAUUCAGCAUCAAUGCCUGCUAUUUUUACCCAGGACACCUAAUGAAUAGGAACCUUGAAUUUGUGCUUUGCAUCCUGGCAAGAUUUGCCCUAAAUUCAGAAUCAAUAAUUUAUAAAACCUGCACAGUAACCCCACUGGAAUGAAUAAAGUCUUGGGAGGCUGAAAAUCCAUAAUUUUCCUUAUUUUAAUGAUCAUUAAAAUGGGGUGGGGAAGGUUCUCUCUGAUUACACCAGAAGUUGGCUGUAGAAUGUACUGAUUGGCUGGGGGUUAUGACAUCACAAUAAAGUAAGUUAGACCCCUUAAAACUUCAUUGACUAUCAUCUUGAAGACCCAAUAUUUGUUGAAGGUAGGUAGAAGCUGGACUUGCUUGGGGGUGGGAAUAAUCCCACCCACACACACAGUGUAGUCAGUUUUUAAAGGCAUGUAUGAAGACGCUGUUGUUUGUGGUGGUUCAUUCUUGUAUCUGCUUCUUGUAUUUAUUGAGAUCCAUAUGAUGUCUCAUCACUCCCUUAGCAGAGAGAUUAUCUCUUCACUCGUUGGAGGUGCACAAUUGUGCCGUAUCUUCUUUGGGCACACAAUUGUAUAAAGCUAAAGGUAAAGGGACCCCUGACCAUUAGGUCCAGUCGUGGCCGACUGGGUUGCGGCACUCAUCUCGUUUUAUUGGGCGAGGGAGCCAGCAUACAGCUUCCGGGUCAUGUGGCCAGCAUGACUAAGCCACUUCUGGCGAACCAGAGCAGCGCACGGAAACACCAUUUACCUUCCCGCUGGAGUGGUACCUAUUUAUCUACUUGCACUUUGACGUGCUUUUGAACUGCUAGGUUGGCAGGAGCUGGGACCGAGCUCACCCAAUUGCGGGGAUUCGAACUGCCGACCUUCUGAUUGGCAAGUCCUAAGUUCUGUGGUUUAACCCACAGUGCCACCUGCAUCCCUAACAAUUGUAUAUAGGCAUUUAAAAAGAAGAAGGCAGUAGAGGAGUUUCCCAGGAACAACACUUUCCCCUGGGCCCUUCUGUACAACCACUCAAAACAGCCACUGAAGCAAUAACAUUUGAUGCUGGGGCAUUUUCUCCUCAAGAAAGCUGCUCUUUUACUUCAUCUCCUAUAUCAGCUUUGAUUUUGAAUAUCAGAAAUCAGACUGGGGAAAUGGCUUCUUGAAAGAGGUAGAAAACUUCCCACUCCCUGGUAAAUAUUCUGCUUUAAAGACCAAACACAAUUUAUUGUAACAUUUUCAUGGCAGAAAUGGCGUAUCUGGGGGCUGGGGGUGGGGAUUGAUUGUCAGGACUGUAUAUUCCCUCCUGAGAUGCAAAACAUUCCAAAUUUUCAUAAAGCGUUUCAUUCUGUGCUGACUUCAUGGCUGUGGUUUAUAUUCUGUUCUUGUAUCAGUUUCCCAGACCUAGUGAGGUUCAUAUGGCUCACUGCUCUGUAGAAUAUUUGCCAAGCUUCAAAUAAUGUGAUCCAGAAGGACGCUCACGUCAGAUUGGCUUUCCCCCCUAUACGCACGUUCAGCAACUUUCCUCUCAGUUUGUGAACCCAGAAUCUCCAGAGUUUUUUUGUUUGUUUUUAAGCAGAUCCGUGUAGUUGUUGGGUGUCCUGGCACUGACUGAAAGCGAAAUGGGAAACUUUGGCACAAAAAUAAUGCUAAGAAGAAAGCCCAAAGUGUGUUUUGUGUUUCUAAUUUAUGAUUUAUGGAUCCUGCUGCCUUUUAAAAAAAAUAUUCUGGGUGAUAAAUAUGCAAACCUGUGAGUGAGCAAUUAGCGGUGAAUAGUAAGAUAGCCAAAUUUGCUGCUGACACCAUUUUUUUCAGGGCAGGAACAAAAAAAAGAUUGCAAAGAGCUCUAAAAGCAUCACUCCAAACUUGGUGAAUGGGCAUUAGAUGUGAUUCAGUGUAAGCAAGUGUAAAGUAAUGCACGUUGGGGCAAAACCCUGAACUUCACUUAUGUGCUAAUGGGAUCUGAACUGGUGAUGGAGCCUAGGGAAGCUCAGUUGGCAUGAGACUCUUAAUCUCAGGCCCCACGCUGGGCAAAAGAGUCAUGCAUUGCAGGGGUUGGACUAGAUGACUCUGGGGGUCCCUUCCAACUUUACAAUUCUAUGAAAUAAAAAAGGAAUUCGAUGAAUUCGCACGGACAGAAACAGGGUCCAAUCAUGUGGGUCAGGAAAGGCCUGGGCAAAAAGAUAAAGUCCUUAUAAGAUGUCUGAUGCAGCUGAUGAAUGCCAUUUAUUGUAGAGGGAAGGGCAUCCCAUAAUAGAGGAGUGAGAGCAGGAAAUGCCUGUUUUAUGGUCACCGCUCUAUAACAGUUUGUAAGGUACAGCACUAUAAGUAGAAUUUCUGCAGGUGUUCUUAGUGAUCUUACAGGCGGUAGAGGGGCAGGCAAAAUGCAACUCUUUGCAAACUGCAACUCUUUUAAAAUGCAACAUCUGGAUCCCAAUGUAAGUCAGAAAUAAAACACAGAGGGAGAGAGGUGGGAUCUUCUCAUUAGCAUACUCCAGCUGCAAUUUCCAGCAUGGCUCACUUCCUUGAGACUCUUUUGUAACCCUGCUCUUGCCCACAGGUAGAAGUGAGGGGCCACAUGGGGUGGGGGUGGCAAGAGUUAUUGGAAACACGAAACAGUUAUAGCCCAGUUCUCAAGAGUAGCAACAGCAUUUCAGAUUCCUAGAGCCUGGAACUCAUAUCUUUAUUACCUCACAGUGUGAUUCAGUAAGUCCCAGUGCUGUUUCUGACCACUAAUGUGCCCAGUUACCAGCAUUGUUGUCGCCGCCCCCUGGCCAGCAUCUAAAUCAGUUCAACAGCUGUGGCUGUUAAAACAAAAAACAAAAGCCCUGCUCUCGCCAAAGGUUUGCAAGAUCAUGCUGAGAAACUCUGGUCAUAUUAAACUGAUUUGCUACACUUGAUUUCCUCUUAAUUCGAUGACGGCUGCAUCUGAUGUGUCUCACCAGUGGAAACAGGGAAGCAGGAAGAAACAGAUCAACUGGAAUCCUAUUUAUGAUUGGGAAAGGAGCCCUCUUUCUCAUUAUUCUGAGUGCUCAACUCAUACAUUGGUCUCUUUCCUUAGCAUAUCAAACCCUAAAUAGCUCUUGAUCAGAGAACCCUAAGCUUCCUUACCAACUUAAAUUUAAUUCAUUUUAAAGGCUGCUGUGAUUAAAAAUCCAAAAACAACCACUGCAAGUGGUCUGCAGAUUAUUUCCCCCUUUUCUCCAUAAACCUUAGCUUCCUUUGUUACAACUUAGAAAGCUGAACAAAAAUGGGCUUUGCAUCAGUUGUGUGUUUAGCCCCAGAAAUCUGUCUUUCAUAAACUGAAGCAAAUCUAUCAAAACUGUUCCUUCCACUUCAUCUUCUGUGCUCGUCAAAACCAAGUUUGCUGAAAUAUCUCAGGAGCAUCACAUCGUUUAUCACAGCCAUCUGUACCUUUUAGUUUUGCUCUCUGCCUUCCCUAGAGGGCUGCCCUAAAAACGGUUAAAUUUAAGCUCGUCUCAUUUUAUUCACAAUCAAUGCAAUGCAGCUAAGCUUAGUUGCAAGUUAGACUCAUGGAAAGGUAUGGAACCAGGACGGUGAUUAAGUUCUUUUGAUUCCAGUGGGAAUUAACUAACCUUUUGGCUAGAUUGUGCCCAGUGUCCUCUAUUUGCAGCUACAGUUUCAAGGUUGACAUGCAAACAUAGUAUAUAUCCCCUCCAACAUGGAGCAGGUGCUGAAGCUGAGGCUGCAAGUUCCAGAGCUCUUUUUUGGGACAAAACGCACUUAGAUCCUACCCGGCUCUUCAACAGGAAAGAAGAGGGCCAUUCUUCUUUGGGGGUCAAAAUAGUAGAUCUUUGUUUUUAAAAAACGAACAGCUCCAUGUGUACAGCCUUAACUGUUGGAUUGGGGAGGGGAACAACGCAUGCCCUCCCCUUGUAGCAGAGCAAUCUUGAGGCUUUGCAGAGGUGUGGAGUUGUAAGUGCAUCCCUAGCCCAGAAGCGGAAGGGGGGGAGAGAGAAGAUUGGGCCUGAUCCCUGUGCCUUCUUUAGGCUUCUGUAGCAGUUGGGCCUGGAUCAGGGCUUCUGCUGGCUGACACCAGCAGCGAGAGCAGCUUGGAAUCUAGCUGAUCCCAGGCCGGUUCAGAAUGUCCUGUUUCUGGGCCUUUUGUUAGGCUCCACUGGUGGGAAUAUGGCUGGCAAGCUCCACACCUGCAUGUUCAACAGGUGGAUGGGGAAGGCUUGUGCCAGCAAGGUGAUACGAGCAUCACUAUGGCAGCUGGUGAGAGGCUGCAGCUCACAUAAGGCAGGUUUGGAUUGCAGUGUAGCUAAAACUGUGGAUGUAAAACUUCCACAUGCGUUGUCCCAGGACUGGGUUGAUAGUAUCUUUGAUCUUUCGUAUAUAUUGGAUCCUCUGUGUCCACAAUGAAUCUCUGGGACAGGACAAGGAAAGGAAACUAAGAAAGCAUAUUUCCUGUCCCUCUUUCGUUCCGGGUUCUCUGAUAACACCUGUAAGAAGCUGCACAUCCCAAAUGCUGACUUUAUAAAUGUAUUCUAAUUUAAAUUCCUGUCCUGGAAAUGUAGUUGUCCAGCUUUAGGAAACGCUCCCAACAGCAUUCCAGAUGGGAGACGCCCUAUUAAUCUGAAGACUGGGAACGCAGUCAUUUUCUGACUUAAUUCAUCAUUUAUCAUGGCCUGAGCGUAUUUCAAAGUUUUGCACAGCAACAGCCACCUUCAGUAAUCUGGCUACUCCAUUUAAGCUCCUUCUAUGUUUUCUACAGAUACUGACUAAAAAACCCCAACCCCAAAUCCCGUUGUUUUUUUCCAACCGAUGAACCAGAGUGGCUGCGUUCCAGUCUCUCUCACAGGCCGACGUAUCAAAACUCCUUUCAGGCUGGGUGGGACAAGGAAGCUGUCUUCUCAUCAUUGGUUGUUUACCAUUUUUCAAAGCCAAAAAGAUGCUGUCACUUUUUCAAAUGACCUGAGCUGGCAGCUCUGCUUUUCUUCUCAGGAAGAGAUUGUGUUCCCUUAUUUCAUUCACAUUCCUUGGCAUAUUAUCCAGCUGUGUUGUCAUGCACCCCUGGAACUGAAAGCGCAUGAAAUUGUGUGAGCAACUUCCAGUGCAUCAGUUAAGAACAGAGUGCCUUUCUGAAUGGUGCAGCUUGCAUUUAAGGCUGCAGUUCUACAUGGAACCCUGACACUUUUAUAGGAUCUUUUGACAUAGAGAGCUGAGCACACUCCAAGAGUAAAUUAUGACAUCAAAGGUAAUUCUAAUAUAUCAAAAGGGAAUUAGCAUACAUAUUGAAUAUACGUGAAGAGAUGUGAAUUGACACAGACCUUCCUAAACUGUACACUAACAACAGGCUAAGUUUCAUAGAAUUGUAGAGUUGGAAGGGACCUCAAGGGACAUCUAGUUCAAACUCUUUCAAUGCAAGAAUCUCACCUAAAGCAUCCAUGACAGAUGACCAUCCAACCUCUGCUUAGAAACCUCCAAGGAAGGAGAGUCCACUACUCCAAGGAAGUCUGUUCCACUGUUGAACAGUUCUUACUUUCAGAAAGUUCUUCCUGAUGUUUGGUCAGAAUCUCUUGUAACUUGAAGCCAAAAGAGCUUACAGUGAAUAAGCAAGUUAAAACUAAUUAUCUGAGCUCGCGGUUCUAAAGCAUGCCUGAAAACACAUGGAAGAACUAGGAUGCAGUAAAACUGGGCAGGGCAAUGAGAGAGUGACAAAUGUUGGCUGAAGGAGUAAAGGUGGUAAAACAAGGAGGCUUGGACCACUCGCUUUAGAGAGAAAAGGGCAAGAUGUCGGAGGUGGAAGGGAGUUUGCAUGGUGUCAGGAGCUGGAGUCAGCGAUAAAACAAUCAAGCACCCAAUGGCAGUGAAGUUAACUCUUUAUUCAAAGAACAAAACAGCUCAGUCAUAGUGAUCCCAGCAACUCUGCCAACAAGGCAGUUGCAAGGACUGGAGGUCCCUGCCUUCCCACCGCUCUCCUUCCCCAGUACCCUGAGGCUUCAUCAUCUUGCCUCUUGUUGUUCCUCCCUCUUCAUUUCUCUGCGUGUUCUGGGAGACCAGGGGGAGGGGAGCUGGUUGCAGCAAGAGGGAGAGACUCCCUGGAUUCUUCAGCAGCCUGCCUCAUUUCUGCCUCCUGUAACUUCUUCAUUAGCCAUUUAGGGAAGAAGCAAGGAGUGACACGUUGGGUGAUCACAUGUUGGCUUAAUGCUUCCAGAAGGAGUCUGAUGCUCUUUUGUUUACUUUUGACAUGGCAAAGAUUUACAGUGAAAAGAGGUGGCAAUUAGUGGAUUAUGCAAGAGGUGCUUGCUUGAACAUACUUUACCUGAGUUGCUAGUAAUGGAGGGUCUUUCCUUGCCUCUGCAGGUCAAAACAGAACUUCCCUUCUUAGGUGCAGGCUCCUGUAAUUCUAGCAAAAGCUGGAUUUUAGGGGUACUUCAUAACAGUGGACAUACAAGGCCAGGAUCCUACUCUGAAAUGGCCGAUGCAGUGAUACAGUCCAAACAUCCGUUGCCGGCUUCUACAGUGGUAGCAUUUUCUGAAGAAAUGAUUGCCGCAAAAGUUGGUUGGGAAUAAAAAACGGAAUGUUUGGUGCAGCGAGCUUUCAAGCCUAAUUGCAAGAACAAAUUGUUCUCAAAGACCAAGUGAUAGACAUGAUGAGAGAUUAUCAUGACAAAAGUGGUCACUGGGGGGAGGGGCACAGUGGUGGUGGUGUUCAUUCAAUUUAUAUAUCUCCCUUUAUGCAGGCGGCAUGCAAAGAAAGGCCUCAAAUGGUGAUCACAGGGUCUAGCUCAGUUCAUAUAGGGAAAGGCAGUCCUUGAGGUAUGUAAAGCCAUUUAAAGCUUUACAGCCAGCACUUUGAAUUGGGCCCAAGAACUGCUUAGCAGCCGGUGCAGUUGAGCCAGGAUUGGUGCUACAUGUUCAAACCAUCUUGCCUCAGUGAGCAGCCUGGCCACUAAGUUUCUGAAACAUAUUCAAAAGCAGCCCCACAUAUAACAUGUUGCAGUAAUCUAGCCUAGAGGUUGCCAGAGCAUAGAGAACAGUAGCUGAAGCUGGUUGAAGGCAUUCUGCGCCACCAAAGCCACCUGAGGCUCAAGUGACAGCAAUGGAUCCAGGAGUACACCCCAAGCUGCAUACCUGCUCCUUCAGAGGGAGUGUUACCCCAUCAAGAGCAGGCCGCCUCCCAUCCAUCUGUUCAAGCAAGCUACCCACUAACAGUGCCUCAGUUUUAUCUGGGUUGAGCUUCAGUUUGUUGGCUCUCAUCCAUUUCAUUACGGAGGUAAGACAACGGUCUGGCACAAUUGCCAACCGCCAUACCUGCAGAUGUAAAGGAGAAAUAGAGCUUUGUCCCAUCAGCAUAUGGCUGAUAACAGCGCACUCCAAAACUCUGGAUGACCCCACUCAGUGGUUUCAAGUAGAUGUUAAGCAGCAUGGGGGAUAAUAUUGAACCCUGAGGAACCCCAAGCAUCACCCUGGAAAUGACUAUCCAAGUAGGAUCAGAACCACCACAAAGCCCACUCCCAACUUGGAUAGCCGUUCCAGAAGGAUAUCAUGGCCGAUGGUAUCUCAAACCACUGAGAGGUCAAGAAGGAUUAGCAGGGACACAUUGCUCAUGUCUCUCUUCUGAGGCAACCAGGGCAGUUUCUGUGCCAAAAACUGGGCCUAAACUCUGCUUGGAUCAGUUUCCUCCAUGUGCACCUGGAUGGGGUCCACAUUGAUGUGUGUGUAGCAAACACAGGCUAUAAUAGCACAUUCUUGCUCUUUUUCUGGGAGGGGUGAUCUGUCACAUACAUGGCCCAAGAGCUUUGUUAAAAGAAAAACUAUGAACAAGUUAAAUGCAUUUAUCAUUGCUACAGGACAAACCCUGGAAACCUGAGGAACAAACCUGAAUCAAGCUUUUGGUUUCCACUAGUUAAAAAACUCUUUCAAAUAGCUCUUUCUUUUUUUGUCUAGUUGCCUGGUUAUCUCUGAGAUUUAGCUUUCAAACCGCCAUGACGUUUUCUGUUCCUUGUUAAUAAAUCCUUUGGAUAAAAUAAGUACAUGUUGGGGAAAAAUACUGGCAAUUCAGCCAUAGUCUGCAAAGAUUUUUAGAGCAUUUCCUGUUGUUUAGCUUCUGGGUUCAGCUUCAGAUGUAAACUCUCUUAAUAUAGGGUUUAAUUUUUUUUACAAAAAAUAACAAGCAACCUUUGUUCCCUAGAGUUUGUGCAAAUUAGCUUUUGAACAACUUUUAAAUGCAAGCUUUUCUUUCAGUGUAUGUAUGUAGGGGGAAACAUUUAUCAAAAGCCUGGAUAGCAUGCAGAGACAGUUUAGAAAACAAUGUUAGGUUUGUUAUCUUUGUAUCUUUGAAAACAUGCUCCUUUUAGAAUCAUCCAUACAUCAUUUUGCUUUUGGUGAACCCUUCUUCCUGUUUUCCUAGAGGAGGAAAAAUGAAAAUGUCUGGUGAAAAAUAUCUACGUGGUUAUCAUGAACAUUUUGAGAAGAACUAAGCUAUGUUACCAUCUCUGAACAACUGCAGAUGUUCUUUCUAUGUAGAUGUUCAGUGAGUCUCAAACUAUCUAUUAAAGUUUAAAUAUAGAGAGAACAUUGUGUCCCUUCUUCUCUCUUCCCCCACAAAAACUCCACGGCACUGCUUUCGCCCUAGGAGCAAACAUUUCAGAAACAGCCUUUUAAUAUGGGACUCACAAAAUAUACAUACUAUUUCAUUGGAACCCACACGGCUCAAAAUAUUUUCAUUCUUUUGUUCUUUAGAUUCCUCCGAAGGAUUCCUGAAAGCUUCUACACAUCAUGGGGAGAUAGAUGUUUACAUUAUCAAUCAAAAGGGGGAAGUGGAUCUGAAAUCUCAGGAAGGUUAGUAAAUAGUAAUUUUGUAUGUGAAGCUCUUACAGCUGAAGCACUUUUACUCAACAGCAGGUUCUUCUGAUUUCAAUGGGAUUUGGGGCCAAACGAAAUGUAGCAUUAUGUGUAAAUAACCAAUAUGCAAAGUUCUUGAAAUUUGCACUUCAACUCUGUGGAAAAUAUGAUUUCUGCUCCCUCUCGUUCUUUCUUACAUUUGUGCUGAGUGAGUCACUUAAAUUACUAUGGCAGAAAUGAAGUUAACCUCCCUCUCAAACUGUAGAGCUCAAUCAGGGCUUCCCGAUAAAGUAUGAAGAGAGUAACCCUUUCCAACAAGAAAAAGCAGAGGUGGCAUGAGGAUCAUCAUGCUAUUAACUUCUUAGGUGUUCACUGCAACAUCCAGACUUCGCACACACAAACAGUAUACAGUCAAGAUUUGUUUUCCAAUAUGGGCUGUGAGUCCUGGAAGAUCUGAUCCCUGCUUUAGUAGCCACUUUCCACUUGGCCUAGGAGAGUGGAGCUCUGCCCGCUUGCUUGUCUGACUCCAGCUACAAAAGCUGAGGCUGCUGAAGAGGCCCGGCAGCAUCUUGGCUGUGAGUCCUGGGGGACCUGCUCACUGCCUUGCAGGUCUUUUCCCACCUGGCCUGGGAGGGAGGAGAGAUGACUGACUCCAGCUAUGAAAGCUGAGAAUGUUGAACAGACUCUUGGGCAGGGGAUUGCUUAGGGGGUCUUGUUGCUAUUGUUGCUAUUAAUUAUAUUUGCACCUUUAAUUUUUAGAUGUUAUGAUUUGUGUGGAAAUGGUUUAUGUAGUUUUUGAUGUGUUUUAUUUCUUAUGGCUACUUUUGUUUUGUUGGUAAUUACAUAAAGAUUUUCAUGUUGUAAGCCGCCUUGAGCAUGGUUUUAACUAUGGAAAGGCAGCAUACUAAUACAGUGGUACCUCGGGUUAAGUACUUAAUUCGUUCUGGAGGUCUGUCCUUAACCUGAAACUGUUCUUAACCUGAAGCACCACUUUAGCUAAUGGGGCCUCCUGCUGCUGCCGCGCUGCCGGAGCACGAUUUCUGUUCUCAUCCUGAAGCAAAGUUCUUAACCUGAAGCACUAUUUCUGGGUUAGCAGAGCCCGUAACCUGAAGCGUAUGUAACCUGAAGCGUAUGUAACCUGAGGUACCACUGUAUGUUGAUGAAAGCAGCCAGCACAUCGCUUUGGAACAGGGGCAUCCAAUUCUGCCCUCCAGAUGUUGUGGACUCUAGCUUCCAUCGUCCCUGACCAUUGCCUAUACUGGCUGGGGAAGAUGGGCUCUGGAGUCUAAAAGAUCUGGAGCUGCCAUAUUGAUUUCCUUUUGCUGGGUAAAAACAGGAAGCCCACUUUUCUCAUGGAACUCUGUUUAAAUUUUUUUUGGGGGGGGGGUUCUCUGACCCAUUGUGGCUUAUGCCUGUCACCUUGAAUUGUCUUAACACAAAUCCUUUUGUUCUUGUGUAUAAUAGGCUCCAUUACUGUCAAGGUACCUGCAACUCUUCAAGCUUAUCUGCAGUUAUCUGGGAGCAAGGUUGAGGUGAGCCCAGAGAUCCAGUUACAGGAGACUCAGAAUGCCUCCAGGGAGGACCGCAUAACAGUUACAGGUGAGUCUUGUCUUGUAGACACUCUCCCCAUAAAACUUUGCUUUUAGGUAUGAAUCAAAUUACUCUGUUAAUUAAGUGUAUGCAGUCAGGUUUGCAACCCUUUGCAUGGGUGCAAAUUAUGUUUGUAUCAGAUUUCUCCCCAUCAUUUUUAGCCUAAACUGUAGUUAAUGCCAGUGCCUAGGCAAUGCUUAAGUGGGGUUAACCUAGGAGGAAGGGAUGUGGUGGGGAGAAGCAAUCUUGUUGUCCACUCUAGAGCUUUUAGUCAUGGGAUAUCUGCACCGGGACUGUGAUGGACAAUUCUAAGUACAGAGAGCAUAAAUUCAUGCUUGAACUGCACAAAACAUCAUGAGAUUCAGUGGUGGGGGAGGGGGAGCUACCCUACUUUGCUAAAUGGAAAAUUCUCACAGAGAGCUGCACAUUGUCUCUAUUUUAGUCUUCUGAAGUAAGAGCUUGCUUCACAAAUAAGCGGCUCCUUGGAGAAUGGCUCAAAUGAUGUGUAUCUUGGGGGUGAUUGAUUUUUUUCUGCCGGGAAGAAGGAAAGAAUAGAUAAGUUCUGGUUUAGACUUGCCAGAUGUAAUUACUGUGUUUCUCAAUACCCUUUGCUGAUGUAGCACUUUAGAAACAAAAGGAAUGCUAGCAUAAAUCCAAAGUUUGCCUUGCUUGCUAUAGGCGAAGAAUACAUGGGAGACAUGGAAGGUUGAUUUACUUUUAUAAACCUCAGUUAUUUUCAGUCAAACAUAAUAAAAUAAUACACCUUCAGUACAGCUUUCAAGUCCUAGGGACAAACAUCCCUUUGAUACUCUGUUUUUUCCCCUUUAGAUUACUGGUAUAGGUUAUUUCCUUUUGUUAGCAGUCCAAUAACUUGUUCCCUGGCAAACUGCAGGAAAGAGUGAUUUGUUACCAUUGAGUCAAGAAUGCUCGUUUGGGUUUUGCUUCGUCAUAUCCAUGGACCACAUCAAGGGCCUUUAUAUAUCCAAGGGCUGGCACCAGUUUUGCUUGGACAGUCAAAGCAUAACUGAGGAGGCUGCUCCAAACUGCACUUCCAAGCUACGCACUUGUGUUUUGUUCCUCUAAUCUAAACAGCCUUUGAUGACACAAAUAUACACAGACACAGCCCAAUACACAAUUAUCUGAGCUCAGGCAAGGUCAUAGGAGAGUCAGAAAGGAUACCUGAUGAAGAAUCAAUGUUAGGGAAGUCCACCUGGCCAGUUUUCUUCUUACAUCAUUGCCUCUCUAUCCUAGUCUAUCAAAGACCUUCUUAUUUAAGAAGCCACUUAGGUUGAUGGAAGAGAUUGAAACUAAUUUUGUUGUUCUUGUCCAGGCUUUUCUCUGCUGCGGGUUAGAAUAGAUGUAAUAAUUGCAUGCCCAUGUUUGUAACUUUUCAUCGAAACACAAAUUUGAUUGCUUCGUUGGUUCAGAAGCAAGCCAUGCUCUUCUUAACAACGCAAGAUAAUCCCAGUAUGUGGGAAGGAGAACUGAAGUAAAAAAUAAAACUUGCAGAACUUUGUAGGGAAAAUAUUUUAGUGGCUCACCAGUUGGAGACUGAGUCAGUGACCCAUACUCAGUGGAAUACUACAAAUUGUGAACUAUGUGAAACAGUUGUCUUCUGUGAAACUACUGGAGGCCCCAAAACAGGGUGAAACAAUGGGGGUAGCAGCCAAGGAUCUGCUGGAUUUUAAAUUAAUUUUAAUUUAAUUUAAUUAAAUUAAUUCUUCGUCAUCCUUCACUAUAUUUAGUGAGCAAGCCAGGAAUAUAAACCACGAUUGAUCUCUCUUUCUUUGAAUGGACAACAGUUGAAGCUAUCCAGCAUUCGCUGCAUUCAGAUGUAACAGGGAACUUUCGUUAAUUUAAAACUGGAAGUGGUAGCUUUCAGUCUCCUGUGGCAGGUGGAAGGGAAUGGGGAAGUGUGGGAGCCCGUGGGUUGUUUACACAGCACUGAACUAUGACUUAGAGUUGCAUAUGAAGUGGUCUAUAGAGAGAGCAUUUGAAUAUUUUAGGCAAUGUUGACAUCAUUCUCAUUGUAUUAUUAACUUGUUGGAUCAAAUGGUUGAUCACUUAAUACAUUUGAUAUAUUUAUCUAAUUGAAUAAAAGAAAAGGCAUGUUUAUGUCAAGGCAAGUCUUCAGCAGCUUUUACAUGACUUAGCUAUUUCCCACCAGCCUUUAACUUCUAUAUGUAGUGUUUUCCAGCCAAGUAAUUUUGCUUCCCUAUUAAAACAAGCUCCUGUGGGAUUUUCCUCACAAUUUCAUUUAAAGGGUCGUGGAGUGAGUUCUCCACCUCUGGUGUUUCUCAUGAAGCCCAUUAUAUUUGCACAAGUUGUGAUGAUUAAAAUAUCUCGACCCUUUGUGUCACUGAGAAGGAAUGUCCCUGUUAAGAGCAAGGGAGCAACUUUGCCUUCUCUUGGUUUUGGAAGGAUGGCCCUGAAGUGCAGCUAAGUAUUCUGUAGCCUUCAUAUCAACAAAGAAAAACUUUGUUUUGGAAAAUGAAUGUAGCAAACGUAAAAAUAAACCAGCCGCAGGAGAAGACCCUUAGGACAGUUGAGCAAAGAGGCUUCCCAGACGCAACUGCAAGAAGCUAGCCAGGGCAUGUGGCAUUCUUUCCCCCAAAAGAUCUGGGGCAAAGAUGCUGUAUAUCUUAGACUCCAUUUAUUAAUAUGGAGUCAGGCUGUGUAAAUUACAAGCUUGGCAGCUACAUUUGGAGUGGGCAGAACAAGCAAAGGAGCCAUUUACAACGUUUUUAAUGCUCCCCCUAUAAAUCUCAGUGCUGUAGUAACUGCAAAUUAAAAAAAUAGAUUCCCCCAUCUAUAUUUAGCACCCUGCUCAUAUAUUCCAAAGAAAACAGGAGGUGAGCCAAGGCAUUUUCAAAGAUGGAGAGUCUAGCCAGUCUAUCAACGGAACCCAGCAAGCAUGCAGCAGCCAUAUUGCUAAAUAGUUUGUUUUGCAAAAUGACUCACAUUUUAAUCGUGUUAGAAAUGGACCUUUAAACUCCACUAGUUGUAUAAACAUCCCAUAGUAUGAUCUCCUGUACCUGUUUCAGGCAUUUUGCAGACCCAUUGCAGUGGGAAUGUUUUCCAACCCUGGGAUUUUUUGGCCAUCAGUAUUGAUCAAAGCAUGGUGAGAUUUCCACACACAACCCACCGCGGUGUGAAUUCUAAUGCAUGCUAAAGGCUGGGUGGUUUAUCAGGUGAUAAGGCCUUUUAAUAAGGUAUUUUAAUAUAUAACAUUCAUGAUUUUUAUUCCAUACUAAGAUGGUCAUUUACUGUUUGAAUACACUGGGCAGAAAUAGAGAGAGCGAAAAGUGUGGAGUCUUGUUCCAGCUCACAGUGAUAGGAGGGUACCAUGUUGGUCAGAUUACUGUAGUGUGCUUUAGGGUUUUAAAAAUUAUUAUUGAGAAAAUGUAGCCAUACCUUGGAGAUGAGGGGGCUAGGUGAGGUGUGAGCAUUAUAGAUCUCAAUGGCAUCAAAGACCUAAAGGCACUUUUUGAAACAGGCAAAUGUUUUUCCUAAGAAAAAGAGAAUAAAUUCAAAGAAAGCAGAAAAUGUUUUAUAGACUUCUUUGAAUAAACUUUUAAGACUGUGAGAACAGAUGAAUCAUUUAUUUCUCCAAAUGACAAAGCAAAAUAACAGUGUAUUGAGUGUAUUGAGGAAGAGGUCUUCCUUCAGUAACAGCCGAGUGACUAGGAGUGAAGCAACAACAUCAGAAUAGAAAUAAUCUGGCCACAGUGGUCUGUAUGGAUGCACUUUGCCACACCUGAUAGCACACAUUUAAGAAGUAAGCAAACUUUCACACAUUAACCACUUCAUAAGCUGGUGAUUUAUAUUCACCCAUUAUAUGUCUGGUGCCAGCCUUAGUGCCGUAUCUAGCACAAAAUUUGGCACUACGGGACACAGAGAUACAAAAUAUGGCAACUGUGUGCUUAUAGCAUAGAUGACUGGCAGUAAUUCAGAAGACUGAAUAAGGGGUCCAGAUGUUGGUUUUGGUAUCACCAGGAUUCUAGUGCUCUUGAAAGGUAACGGCGCUUGAAAUGUGUAUGUAAUAGUAGCUCAACUUCUUCAGAGGUCUCACAUGCGCUAGAUCUCUUUACACAUUUAUACUUGGGGUAGGACCAGCCAAUGUGGGUGCCUUCCAGAUGUUAUUGGACUCCCGAUCCCAUCAGCAACAGCUAACAUGGCAAAUGGAGAUGCAUCAUGGGAGUUGUAGUUCAGCUCAUCUGGAGGCUACCACUACUCCUGACCUGGAGCAUGAUCCUGCACCACCACAGAGGGAUUGUCAUUGGAGCUCAGUAGAGUCCCUGUGCACUUUCCUGUCUUCUUCUUGCUCUCCUCCCCAUCCAAGUGCAAAUCUGAACCCAGCAUAAAAAAAUGAUGUGGUAUUAAUGUAACAUAAAGGAGGCAAUAAUACGUUACCACUUAAGAAGGGUUUCAGUCUUCACCAGAGCCUGUUGCCUUUUCUCUUGUGGAUUAAAUUCUUGAAGUGACUCCAAAACAUGUAGAAUCGAAUAACUCAAGUGUAGAUGCUAAACGGCCACAGCUGAAAGAAGGCCUUUCUAGAAAGCUAUGCGUUUUUCAUUCACCGUGUGUUUUGGAUGGAGAGAGCCAGGUCCUGAGUACAUAAAUUGUGCUGAAUUUUAAAGAGGAAAUAGACCUUCAGGUGUAAAAAUAAAACGAACAGUCAUGAGUUUGAGAAGUGUUCUGUACACUAUGAGACUCUGUCACUGGCACCUGGUUUAUAUAGUGGCAGAGAAAACCUUAAAUCCAUCAGGAAAAAGAUCGGUAUUGCUUCAAAUACAGUAGGCCUCCUUAUACUGUUUUUAGUUGUACAUUUUGUGACUUAAGUAAAUAAUUUUGGCCAUUUUUCCUGUGAGUGGUAUGCUAACUUUUACUUCCUCCAAGGACAGUCCACUGUAGUUCGCACUUAUGAGAUAUGACUAAUUUCAACAGAAUAUUCUUAGGGGAAGGAACAGAUGCCUAAACUAAAUGCUUUCCCAUAAAUCAUUUGAGUUCAAACAAAGGCGCUAAAUUGUUUUAUGCACAUAAUAUCCUUCCAACUUAGCUACUCGUUCAUUUUCAUCUUUUGGAGGCUUACCCAGGUUACCUCUGGAAUACAGUUCUGCUUUGUUUUCUAAACCCAGAGGCUGAAAAUAGAUUUUGGAGCAUAGCUUAGCCUUGGAAGAUAAGAUUAAAGCAUAGAAGUCCACGGAUUCUAGUUUGCAUGGAGUGGCAAGAAAGUGAUUCAUUCAGCCUGCUACAGCAGUACUCAGCUUAUGGCCAGCAACAGAGACUGAGUCCCAAACUAGGAAUUGUGACAAAGCCUUUCCUCCUCCCAGGAGGGGAGGGGUUGUGAGCGGGAGACAAUUCCCGCGUCAUGCAGGGGGCGCUCCGCCCCCUGCCUCAACUCCAGGGCUGGCGCCACGCCCCUCCCCAGUUGGGCACCCAAUAGGGAAGCUCAGCGGGGGUGUGGCUUGCUGCUCAAACGCAGCCGCGCCAGCCAUCCCCACCAUUGCACACACAUUUUCUUUGAGUCACCCACCCUCCACUCCCUUUAGAUUAGCUGUUCCUGAGACUUUGCUAUGGACCUCUGGUUGGUCGCCCUGUUUAACCAGGGGGCCUGGUAGGAGUUUUUUCCAAUUGGCUAAAUUGGCCCAGCCUCUUGGUUUUUUUUCACCUACCUCGUAGCAACCAUCACAACUUUCGUGGUAUUUGGCGGUUAGGCAUUGGAAUGUGUUGUUGGUGUUUCAGGGAGCAAGGUGUGGCCAUCGCCUUCCCCGACAAUUUUGGGUAUUCCGCUAAAGGAAUCCUGCGGUCGUGGAUCCUGUCCGAUGCCCGUGUGGCGGGGGGCCAUGGCACGACCCUCGGUGACAUCAGGAAAAGAGCCUAUAGUUGGAUUAGCAUCAACAGGCUUCCCCUACUGGUGGUUAACCCCUCCUCAGAUUCACCCCUCUACAAGUGGGUGGAGUCUAAUGUUCCGUGGUCCAAUGCCUAAGCCAAUACCUUCUCACAUGCUGUAAUCAAUAAAGUUGUGGCCUUUACCUUACCCAUUAACCUUACAUUCUGUGUCCACAUGUCUUUAUUCCCCAAGCGGGAAUCGGGUCCUCGAAUCACAACCUGAAUUUAAGAGCUAGCUUUCUGCACCCACAGGGUUUGCAUUGGGAAAACAUGUUUCUAUAAUCAUGGACUAUCAGUAGGCUUGAUUUAAAAUCAACAUAAUGCAAAGACACAUUAUUCUUCCCCAAAUCUAUUCUGCUGGGGCUUUGCUGCGAUGAGUCAUGGUAUGAUGUCAAGGAAGAAACCAAGCCGCAGGACAUGAUUUAUUCCAGUAAAAAUUUCCAUGAAGGUAAAAAUGAAUCUGCUUGGGAAAAGGUCCCAGAAUCAAUUUGUGAAAUUAACUACCAUAAUUUUUCUUUUGUCCAUUUAGGCCAUAUGAAUCAACAGGAUAAACAAGGAAAAUAUAUUAAAGCAGAGACAGAAAAUGGCACAGUUCAUCUCAAAAGUCAAACCUGGUUCCAGUCUGUGAAACUGAAGGCCUCAUGAUGGAGUGAAUAAUCUUUACUUAAUCAAGAAACAAUGCAGAAAGUUUACUGUAAAUCUUGCCCAUUGUUUGCAUAUAAAAUGCACUGAGGCAUGUUUUAGUGUUUCUGGUGUCUUUGGCUUCAAAUGCUCAGAAAUCAAUGGAAACAACCUUUCCCCCCUAACUUUUUUAUUGAUCACUUUAAGCAGCCAAACUUUCAACAAAUACCCUGAAGAUUAAAAUGCUUAAUCCUUUGUUGUUUUUUGCUUUCCUCCACCUUUCUUCUAGGGGGUUAGCCCCAGUUCUCUCCCUCACUGCUUCUGACACCAUGGCGGAGCAAGGUCUCUCCCCACACUGGUCCCCCACCUUUUUAUAGGAAUAUUGGAUAGCAAGUCACUGAGGACGAUGCAGUGCAAGAAAGCCUCCACUCAAUGCAGGUUUGAGUAGAGCCAGAAUAACGCAGUGGAGGCCAGAGGUGUUCCCAGCAGACCUUGGGAGUCAUCACCACCUCUCCUCACCCAUAGGAUAGACGGUUGGCGUUAGAUCAGAUCUCCCCAGUGUGCACUCACACCCACAGGGUAACCCAAGUGACAGAAAGAAUGAAGGCCCACGUUUGCCAGCCUACAAGGAUGGCCUCGGUCAUCUGGAGGGGGUGAGUCACGCAGCUCCCAAUCUGCUGUGAGGGUCUCCUAAAUCUCCAGAGCAGAUUUUGGUGGCUCACAGGAGGAAAAGAAGGCUCAGUUGCCCAAGCAAUAGUCUGUUGCACUCAUGCACCGACUCCCUCAAUUAUUUAUUUACUAAAAAUACUGAUAUAUCACUUUGUAGCCCCCCCCCCAUUCUCUCAAAAUAGCUUUAAAAAGCUUUGUACGAUACAAUCACAUAAACAACAGUAUCAGAACGUGUGAAGCAAGACUAUCCUUUCCAAAGCUGCAUGGCAUAAGGCACAUGAUACAGCUAAGCAGCUCUGCCUUUAGUCAGUGAAUGUGAAAUACUACCAUGUUGGGUUCCAUUAUUGAAGAAAGGCAGGACACCUAUGUAAUAAGUAAACAAUAAAGAAUGUUUAUUAUUUGAGGAAUGUGUGUUUCACUAGUGCAUUUUAGGUAACGUGUGGGUGAAACUGAUUGGCAUACAAACUAUCUCAAUGCAAGAUACACUUAAUACUCCAUACAUAAAAUGCUGUGCUGCGCCUUUUUUUCUUUUUAAGGCCUCCUUAGUUGGAAUGACAGCUGGAGAAUUCUGAGCUUACUAAGGGGCAGAAUGCUGUCUUCAACAACCAGAAAAAUACGAACUUAAUUUUCUUAAAUGUACAUAGCACUAAACUGUACACAAAUUAUGUUAAUUAUUUGUAGAGAAAACUAAGCUCUUUGUUGACUGGUGUUCAAAGAAGAACUGAACAAAAUAACAUUUAUUUGACUGAACUAAUUAGGAAAGACAGUAACAAUGUUUUCUAGGAUGACUUGUACUAGCUAUCAAACUAAAAACAAUCUUAAGACAAUGUAUCAUUAUCUUCUUAAACAAAACAAAAUUGAGUUUCCAUUUCAAUUCUUUGUGCUUAAGGCUAUUAAACAUAUAUGAUUACCAGU
Podarcis lilfordi (Lilford's wall lizard) is the source of this 39123-nucleotide messenger RNA. NCBI's taxonomy places the organism in Eukaryota, Metazoa, Chordata, Lepidosauria, Squamata, Lacertidae. The record is from the annotation of a GenBank genome assembly.